AUGUCCGACGUGUACAUCCAGGUUGCGGAGGAAGAAGGCGAGGAACCGAUAGAGUUACCAGGGGAACUAGAUGGAACCUUGCUGCUGACCACCCUCACUGGCCAAUUCCCGAAUGCGUGCGGCCUCAAAUAUCGAAACCCCGAUACCGGAGCAUAUCGUGGAGUUCGGUUGGUCGAGGGGCGGCUCAGCGCUCCUGAGGGUGGUUGGGGCGCCAGGACAUUCUACUGUGUCGUACCAAAAGACACGAAGAAACGACCGGAUGAAUCACCUGGAGGCGGAGCUGCGGUAGAUCCCAUUGUGAAGAUGAAAGUUAGAACGGACGCCAAGAAGUGCUCGGACCUCAUUGUACUAGGUUUACCUUGGAAAACCACAGAGCAAGAGUUGCGGCAGUACUUCGAGGCGUUUGGUGAAGUGCUCAUGGCUCAGGUGAAAAAAGAUCCCAAAACACAGCAGUCGAAAGGCUUUGGUUUCAUUCGGUUUUCUUCAUACGAGAGCCAGAUUCGGGUUCUCUCGAAACGACACAUGAUCGAUGGCCGUUGGUGCGACGUCAAAAUUCCCAACUCGAGAGACGGACAGGCUUCCGAGUUGAGUCGGAAGGUAUUUGUUGGUCGCUGCACUGAAGACCUCACCGCGGAUGACUUGAGAGACUAUUUUAGCAAAUUCGGAGAAGUCACUGACGUUUUCAUUCCAAAACCAUUCAGAGCGUUUGCGUUCGUCACGUUUGUGGACGCUGAAGUCGCACAGAGUCUUUGUGGAGAAGAUCACAUCAUCAAGGGGACCUCAAUCCACGUUUCGAAUGCCGUACCGAAAAACGACACCGGGGGCUCCGCGGGCGUCGGAAUGGGCGUCGGAGGAGGCGUCAAUGUGAGUGUGAUGCACCACCAUCACAUGUCCUCCAAUCGGAGCAGUCAUCCCAUGAUAGCCCAGCCCGACCCUCGUUCACAAAUAAGCCGCGGCGCGGGACACUACGGAGCCGGAAUGAGCUCGUACUCGCACCAUCAUCACUUGCAGGGCCACCUACCGCCGGGAAGCGGUCACGUAGGAACAGUUCAUUCAUGGACAGCCCCUGGUGCUGCAUCGUCGUCACGCGAUAUGGGACCAAGUACGUCACAACAGGCUCUGAGCCACCCCGGAGCGACAACCACUCCGCCGACCCUUGGCAUGAACGCACUCAGUUUGGGGGCACCCUCCGCAACGGGAGGCGCCCAGCCCUCGAGCUCCCUUCAACAAAUGAAUUCGGCCGCGGUCCUCCAGGCCUUGGGCCAGGCCGGAUAUGGCCUAUUUGGUGGAAACUUCGCCGCUGGAGGUGCCAAUAAUGGGGGCUCAGGGGGCCAUUCCUCCGGUGAAACGCAUGCGACGCAUGUGAACGCCCCGUUCGUCUGGGGCGCCGCUCCCCACGACUCAGCUGCGUGGCACAAGGGCGCCCCCCAGCAGAGCCAGCCCGGACCGCAACCUCAGCAGCAACAGCAACAACAGCAGCAGCAGCAACAGGGCUCGGGUCAGGGAUAUACGAUGUCUGCGUCGCCUUAG
Molecule: messenger RNA, 1530 nt
Organism: Galendromus occidentalis (western predatory mite)
Lineage: Eukaryota; Metazoa; Arthropoda; Arachnida; Mesostigmata; Phytoseiidae
Product: TAR DNA-binding protein 43-like
Exons: 8
Coding region: 1-1530 (509 amino acids)
Biological process (GO): regulation of gene expression
Cellular component (GO): nucleoplasm; chromatin
Molecular function (GO): RNA binding
Source: RefSeq, a predicted model, not a curated record